This is a messenger RNA of Saccoglossus kowalevskii, 1426 nucleotides long. RefSeq lists its product as uncharacterized. The record is from RefSeq and is a predicted model, not a curated record. Lineage: Eukaryota; Metazoa; Hemichordata; Enteropneusta; Harrimaniidae. Gene Ontology annotation, molecular function: calcium ion binding.
GUAACACCUAUGAAUGUGACUGUACACCUGGGUUUGCCGGCACCCAAUGUAAUGAAAGAGAUAUUACAAUCAUGUGUGCAAUGAACAGAUGUCUCAAUGGUGGCAUCUGUGUGAUUAUGAAAGACAACACUGAAGUUUGCUCAUGUCAGGUGGGAUGGACUGGAUCUCGGUGUGAAUCAGACAUUAACGAAUGUGAAGAAAAUGAACAUCUGUGUGUGCAUGGUGAAUGUCUAAACGCACCAAAUGGACAAACUAAUUAUACAUGCAACUGUAAAAAUGGCUGGGAAGGCAAAUUUUGUCAUAUUCCUAUCUAUGAAUGUACAUCAAAUCCGUGUCGAAAUGGGGGCACAUGUAAGGAUCAUGAAGGAUAUUACGUAUGUACUUGUAAAGAGGGGUAUUCAGGAGAUAAUUGCGAACAAGUGAAUCCACAAGUGAUAGAUGGCACAGCCAAACCAUCUAUAGAUAGUGUAGGUGGUUUAGAGAUGUAUUGGUUUAUUAUCAUCAUUGUCAUUGGUAUCCUUCUACUUAUAUGCCUAACUGUACUCUGUGUGUACACUUGUCCAUCUCCCAAGAGUCGAAAAUACAAACAUACAGUUUAAAGAACGUAAUCUAAUGAUUUCAUAUCUGUUAAUAAUUCAUGUAAUAUUAAAACGUGUUAACCAACAAAUUGAACCAAUAACUUGUCAUUUUUAAAGUGUAAGAUGCUCUGUUAUUGCACAUAUAUAAUGAAAUACAUUACUCGUGGCAGUGUUUUAAAUACAUUUAAGUACAUAUGAUGUCAUGUUUUUUUACUGAAUGGGUACAAGUAUUUUUUUGUAACUUAUAUGGUGCAUUUGAACACGUAAAUAAACUUCCAUAAAUAUUAUAAAAGAUAACCACCACUAAAAAAAACAUUGACACAAACAAGAUGAAAUUUAAUAAAUAUUCAUGAAAAUGAUGGUGUCUGCAGCAAGCGAUGUUAAGUUUCUUUAGAGCGUUUUCAGAAAACUAAACAUUUGACCUGAGAAUAUGUACCAUAUUUACUCUAUUAAACACGCGUCUCAUUUAGAAGCAAACAGUUGCAUAUAUUGUAUACAGGGCUAGUGAAAUAUGACUUAUUUUGAUCAUAGACACCUUUUAUUUACACAUAUGCUUCUAAUAUAGUGAAUGCAUAGGUACUACAAUGAUACCAUGGCAUAUCAGAAAACAUAGGCUUUUUUUAACUUUAGAUUUGUUUUAAUUGUUCAGUCUAUAUAUAUCUUGUGUUUUUCAGAGUCAGAUUGCCAACUGAAUUUGAAUGUUUUUAUUAUAUUAUUGUAACUUUUGUAAAACGUCUUUUUCAACUGAAUGCUAUUUUUAUAUUACCGGUACAAUUGUAAUUGUACUUUUUUAUUAAUUGGUCAUGUGUAAUUAUUCAAUUUGAAUAAAUAAUUCUCAUUGUUUUCAA